UUUCUUUGACUAACCGAAGCUGGUAUCAACAGGGCACAUGUGAAGGAAUGCAGCUCAGGACUACUUUGAAAAGAUUUUGAAAAGAUUAGCAGUCUUUUAAAUAAUGCAUGAAUGGAGGAUUUUCAUGAAAGGACUACAUUUUUCAAAGUUCAAAGUUGUGAUUUUGGUUUGUUUUCAGAUUUUGGGAGAGAGUGCUGCAUGCAAAGACGGGGCGGGUGCAACUGCAACUUCAGAUCCUGAAGAUGGUGGAGAUGGAGACAUCUCUACAAUGGACCCUGAGCCAGAAGUGGUCAAUCGUGGAUCACAGUGCAACAUAAGAUGUUUACAUAGUUCAUUAGCUGUUCAGGUAAAGCCUCAGAUAGUGGAUGUGGGGACUCAAACCGAAAGGUUUGAGCAUUGCAGAUCAACUCGACUGGCCAGUCCUGAACAAAGUGAUGAUGAAUGGUCAUUUUCUGAUAUCAUCAACCAUUCUGGUGAUAUGUCAUGGAGUCCAGGGGAGGAGAUGUUGAGCGAGUUCUCUGAGGAGGAACCAGAAGAGCUGGAAUCUCUCAGUGACCCAAAUGCCAUUGACAAGUUCAUUGUUUGCCAGAGGCAGUUGCUGUCCUUGUUCACAGCUUGCCCUGCAUGCUGUCGUGAAACCCAGGGACACAUAAUGCACCCGGAAGCAACUUUCAUAAAAGUCAAGCAGGUAAUGUCUUAUUUGUCAACUGUCUAUGAGGAGCUGAAUUAUAGUCUGUGA
This is a messenger RNA of Carassius carassius (crucian carp), 739 nucleotides long. RefSeq lists its product as uncharacterized. Bases 104 to 739 code for a protein of 211 amino acids. The record is from RefSeq and is a predicted model, not a curated record. NCBI's taxonomy places the organism in Eukaryota, Metazoa, Chordata, Actinopteri, Cypriniformes, Cyprinidae. The transcript has 3 exons.